GCUGUGAAGUCAAACCAAAACGGUACCGCCAAAGGGGGAGGGGUGAGCCCCCUGCCCUGUGCCGAGCCCCAGUUCGGUAUGGCUGUCACCAGCGGCGUGGAAGCUCGGUCCUUCACCCUCGAGGAGGUCACAGCGGGGGAGGGGAGGUCACUGGGCUGGGUUCUGCCGGUGCGGGACGAAUCUUCAAAGGUAUAACGACAGUGCCACGUAGAAGUUAGUGAACACUCAGCCGAACUGUAGGGGAAUCCUGGAGAAAAAUCCCGAAAGCUGUGUACCUGCACAAGUGGUGGCUGCCGUUGAUGUAAACACUGUCGCUAACGAAGUAUACAAGUAUAAUUUCCCUCACACACCGUUACUGGCCAAGACAAUUGAAGGUAUUACACUAGAAGAGUUUGACAGAUUAUCUUUCAAUAUGAUUUUAAUGAGCCCUCCCUGUCAGCCAUUCACAAGAAUUGGCCUGCAAGGUGAUAUGACUGAUCCAAGGACAAAUAGCUUCUUAUAUAUUCUAGACAUUCUCCCAAGGUUACAAAAAUUACCGAAGUAUAUUCUUUUAGAAAAUGUUAAAGGUUUUGAAGUAUCUUCUACAAGAGACCUGUUAAUACAAACAAUAGGAAAUUGUGGCUUUCAGUACCAAGAAUUUCUGUUGUCUCCAACCUCUCAACCAACUGCCCCGUUUUACUUGCAGCUUGGCAUUCCAAAUUCAAGGCUACGGUAUUUCCUUAUUGCAAAGCUUCAGUCAGUGCCGUUCCCUUUUCAAGCCCCUGGUCAGGUACUGAUGGAGUUCCCCCAAACUGAAUCUGAACAUCCACAAAAACAUGCGAUAGAUGCAGAAAAGAAAAUUGAAGAAAAGAAAAUUGAGCCAAAUAUAUGCUUUGAUAGCAGCACACAGUGUUCUGGAAAAGAGGCCAUUCUUUUUAAGCUUGAAACUGCAGGAGAAAUUGACAGGAAACAUCAACAGGACAGUGAUCUCUCUGUGCGAAUGCUGAGAGAUUUUCUAGAAGACGACAUUGACAUGAAUUCAUACUUUUUACCACCAAAGUCAUUGCUGCGAUAUGCUCUUUUGUUAGACAUUGUUAAGCCCACAUCCAGAAGGUCCACAUGCUUUACGAAAGGUUAUGGACGCUACAUGGAAGGGACAGGAUCUGUGCUGCAGGCCGCAGAGGAUGUGCAGAUUGAGACUAUCUACAAAUCCCUUACCAAUUUGUCACAAGAAGAAAAGAUAACAAGAUUGUUAAUGCUUCAACUUCGAUUUUUCACUCCUAAAGAAAUAGCAAAUCUCCUUGGAUUUCCUCCAGAGUUCGGAUUUCCUGAGAAGACAACAGUCAAACAGCGUUAUCGUCUACUUGGAAAUAGUCUCAAUGUGCAAGUAGUAGCUCAACUAAUCAAAAUCCUAUGUGAAUAAUUUUUAAGUAACUCUGAAAGAUGGUGGCAGUAUUCCAUUAUAUCCAGAUAAUAAUUCUGAAAUUCUUUUUUGAAUUAAUAUUGACAAAAUUCAACUAAAUUAUCUUAUUCUCUCGUUAAUAAGAAUUUGGAUUUAUCAGGAAAAUGCCAUUUUGUUUCCUUAAAUUUAUAUUACUGUGUUUCGUAAGGUGAAAAUUAUUGUUAUGCUU
Balaenoptera ricei (Rice's whale) is the source of this 1610-nucleotide messenger RNA. RefSeq names its product tRNA aspartic acid methyltransferase 1 (gene TRDMT1). Gene Ontology annotation, molecular function: methyltransferase activity. NCBI's taxonomy places the organism in Eukaryota, Metazoa, Chordata, Mammalia, Artiodactyla, Balaenopteridae. The coding region runs from base 413 to 1402 and encodes 329 amino acids. The record is from RefSeq and is a predicted model, not a curated record. The transcript is spliced from 11 exons.